Necator americanus (New World hookworm) is the source of this 279-nucleotide messenger RNA. RefSeq lists its product as uncharacterized. The coding region runs from base 1 to 279 and encodes 92 amino acids. Lineage: Eukaryota; Metazoa; Nematoda; Chromadorea; Rhabditida; Ancylostomatidae. The transcript has 4 exons. The record is from RefSeq and is a predicted model, not a curated record.
AUGCGAAGAAAUGCCGGUUACGAUCGUGUGGAACGUGCUCGUAGCAAAGGACCUCCAGCCCCGAGAGGAACGAAGACAGCACUUGCUGCAGCUGUGUCGAAUCGAUCAAAAGUGAACAUGUUGAUAACUAUCAUUUCGGUGGUAUGCGCUCAGUUAGUACUUUGUCUUAUAGCAGUAAUCAUCAUUAUCCUACAUCAUGCUCGUAUAAUAGACUGGUUCCCAGCUCUGCUCGAAGUGACAGGAAGAGGAUAUCUCGUGGAAGUCCCACCAGAUUACUAG